Molecule: messenger RNA, 1114 nt
Organism: Sorex fumeus (smoky shrew)
Lineage: Eukaryota; Metazoa; Chordata; Mammalia; Eulipotyphla; Soricidae
Gene: VKORC1
Product: vitamin K epoxide reductase complex subunit 1
Exons: 3
Coding region: 66-557 (163 amino acids)
Biological process (GO): vitamin K metabolic process; peptidyl-glutamic acid carboxylation
Molecular function (GO): vitamin-K-epoxide reductase (warfarin-sensitive) activity
Source: RefSeq, a predicted model, not a curated record
GUGGUCGGCCCCGCCCCGCCCCGUCGUCGCGGCUCUCCCGCACCCCUCCGGCGGCUCCCGCAGCCAUGGGCGCUACCUGGCGCAGCCCGGGCUGGGCCCGCCUGGCGCUCUGCCUCGCGGGCUUCGCGCUCUCGCUCUACGCGCUGCACGUGAAGGCGGCGCGCGCCCGGGACCAGGACUACCGCGCGCUCUGCGACGUGGGCACCGCCAUCAGUUGUUCACGCGUCUUCUCCUCUAGGUGGGGGAAGGGCUUCGGGCUGGUGGAGCACGUGCUGGGCCAGGACAGCGUCCUCAACCAAUCCAACAGCAUAUUUGGCUGCAUCUUCUACACUCUGCAGCUGGUGUUAGGUUGCCUACGGGGCCGCUGGGCAUCUAUCCUGCUGGUGCUGAGUUCCCUGUUAUCUCUCGCUGGUUCUCUCUAUUUGGCCUGGAUCCUGUUCUUUGUCCUCUAUGAUUUUUGCAUCGUUUGCAUAACCACCUAUGCCAUCAAUGGGGGUCUGAUGAUGCUCAGCUUCCGGGAGUUCCAGGGCGCCCCGAGCAAGGCCAAGAGACACUGAGCACUCACAUUCCAGCCAGGCUGACCAAAUUUGCUCUGCUUUGUCUGUGAGCCUUGCGAAAGGGGGUCCCAUGUGGCCCCUUAGACACUGUAGGCCCACGUAGAACAAUGGACCAAAUGUGCUAUUCUCCUUACUGCACCUCAGUGCCUCUGUCUUUGUCCUCAAAGGCUGGUUCCCAAGUUCCUGCCAUUGCCCAAGGAGGGAAGCGAUAAAAAAGCAUUCUACGCGAUAAAAUUACUUAAAUAAAUGUGCCAAGUCUCCGUCAUCUGUCUGUCAGGCACCCCAGCGCUGGGCUUCCCCCAGCCUCACCCCUUUGAGUGCUGGAAGAAUGAGUCAGAGGAGAGCGAGGGCCUGUCUGGGAAGGUGGUUAAUUCCUUUUCCAGUGUGUGCACUCAGCAGGACUUGGGGCCACAUCAGCACCCACCCCCAGGAAACAGGCUGGCAGCUGGUCCUUCCAGCUCAUGAAGUCAGGCCACCUCUCCGGGAAGGGCCGCACACACUCUUCCAAGGGCUGAAAAGUCCUUCCUGUGGUCUGACCUUUGCUGGGAGUACACCUG